Messenger RNA from Cryptosporidium muris RN66, 3084 nucleotides. Its product is annotated as insulinase, putative. The record is from RefSeq and is a predicted model, not a curated record. Lineage: Eukaryota; Apicomplexa; Conoidasida; Eucoccidiorida; Cryptosporidiidae. Gene Ontology annotation, biological process: peptide catabolic process. Gene Ontology annotation, molecular function: metalloendopeptidase activity; metal ion binding. The annotation marks the transcript as partial. The transcript has a single exon. Gene Ontology annotation, cellular component: mitochondrion; cytosol.
AUGAUACUAUUUACAGAAUUGAAGAUAAUAAUUUUUUAAAACCAAUAUCUGAAGAUAGAAAAUUUAGAUUUAUUAAAUUAAAGAAUAAUAUUGAAUGUUUUUUAAUUUCAGAUAGUCAAUCUCAAGAAUCAGCUGCAGCUUUAAGUGUUGGGAUAGGAAGUUCUAUGGACCCAAAAUCAAUACCUGGUUUAGCUCACUUUUUAGAACAUAUAUUAUUUCUUGGAACAGAUAAAUUCCCAGAUGAAAAUCAAUAUUUUCGUUAUUUAGUUGAACAUGGAGGAUAUUCAAAUGCUGAAACAUAUGAUGAUCAAGCAAUAUAUUAUUUUUCUGUAGAGCCUACAUAUUUAGAGGGUGCAUUAGAACGUUUUAGUGAAUUUUUUAAAUCACCUAGAUUUAAUGAAUCAUGUUUAGAUAGAGAAUUAAAUGCAAUUGAUAAUGAAUUUAAAUUAAGACUUAAUUCAGAUAUAUGGCGUAUAGAACAAGUUCAAAGGUAUUUAUCAAAUUCAACUCAUGUUUAUAAUAAAUUUAUUGUUGGUAAUAAGGAAACUUUAGAAAUAAAUCCAAAAUUAAUGGGAAUUAAUGUACGUGAUGAAUUAAUAAGAUUUUAUACAAAUUAUUAUAGUUCUAAUAUAAUGAAGCUUGCAAUUAUUGGAAAUGAAUCUUUAUCUAAACUUGAAGAUAUUGUAAUAAAAUACUUUUCAGAUAUUAAAGAUAAGAAUAUAAAAUUUAUAAAUAUAAAUGAAACAAAUCCAUUAAAUACAUUAAUUGGUUAUUUAUUAAGAAUAAAAUCUAUUAAUAAUCAAACUACAUUAUCAAUAAUAUUUCCAAUAACUUAUCAAAUACCUUUAAAUGAAUAUGAUCCAUCUCAUUAUAUAUCUGAGAUGUUAAAUAGUAAAACAGAAGAUAGUUUAUUUGAAUAUUUGAAAUCAAAAAGAUGGAUUAAUAAAUUAAUUGUUAAUUGUUCAUCUUAUAAAUCUGGUUUUUCAUAUCUUUCAAUUGAUACUAAUUUAACGAAUGAGAGUAAAGAUAAUUUAAUUCCAAUUAUUAAUGCAAUAUUUUAUACUGUAAAAUUAUUAAAAGAAUCAAGAUUAGAUAUUAAUUUCUUUAAACAAUUACAACAAAUUACAGAUAUUGAUUUUAAAUAUUCAUCACAAAAAUCUACUAUAUCAUUAAUUCAUGAUAUAGUAUAUUAUUCACAAUAUUAUCAAUGUAAACCUGAAGAGAUACUUAAAGUUAACUAUUUAUUAAAAGAAAUGAAGAUUAAUUAUAUAAAAGAGAUUUUGGACUUAUUAGAACCAAAUAAUAUGUUUAUUAUUUUAAGCCAACCCAAUUUUGAUUCUUUGAAAUAUAAUCAAAUAUUUAAUAAUGAAGUUAUAUUAAAUAAUACAAAAUAUAAUGAAGGAAUUAAUGAAGAACAAUAUGAAGUAUUUUUAAAAGAGAAAUAUUUUGGGACUGAAUAUAAUUUACAAGAGAUACCUAAAUAUUUUAUUAAUAAAUUACAUCAUAUUAAUUCAUCUGUAAUAUUAGAUGGAAUGGAUAUAAAAUUACCAUCUGAUAAUAAAUAUAUACCAACAGAUUUUACUAUAUAUUAUCCAAUCAUAAAACAACAGAAAUAUCCUAUGAAUUUAUUUAAUUCACUUCAAGAAUUUGUCAAAUAUAAUAGAAUUAAAAUAUUUAAUAGUCAACACGAAUAUAAUGAUUUAGAUGUAACAGAUAAAGUACCAGAUAUAUUAAAAUCUAUAUAUUAUAUUCCAGUUCAUAAUAUUCCUAUCCCAAAAAGUUUAAUAAAUAUAAGGUUAAUAUUUCCUAAUAUUAAUAAUAUUAAAGAUAUCAUUUCAGAUGUUCCAUAUGAAUUUAUAAAUAAUCUAUCAGAAUAUAAAAUUGUAAUUUUAACUCAAUUACUUUCAUUAUCAUUAGAAUAUUCAUUAAAUAUAUUGUUAAAUUCUUCUAAAGGGAUUUCGGAAACUAUUGAAAGUUUUAAUAGUUUAUUUUCAUAUAAUUAUAAUGGAACACCAUAUGGUAUGGAAAUAAAUAUUUGUGGAUUUUCUAAUGAAGUUCCCCCAAAAUUAUACAAAUUUGCUUAUUAUUUAAAUUAUCCCAGUAAAUUUAUUAAUAGAUGUUUUAAUCAAUCAUAUAGUCAUCUAAUCAAAUCAUUAAAUGAUGAAAUUCUACGCCUUGAACCAUAUCAACAAUCUUUAACAUUUGCUUUUGAAAUAUUUACUAAGGAAUAUAUUACACCAAAUAAAUUAUUAGAAGAAUUGAAUAAUGUAAAAUAUCAAGAUAUUAUACAUUUCUCAAAGAUUAUUUCUAAUUAUAGUAAACUCGAAGGUAUUAUUAUAGGUAAUUAUACUCCAAGAUAUUCUAUAACUAUAAUUAAGAAAUUCCUUGAGAUAAUUGGAAAUAUAGAUGAAUCAAAUCAAAUUCCAGAUAUGAACUUUAUAUCUGAUAUUAAUUUGUUAAAAUAUAGGGAAAAACAAAAUUUAGAUGAAUUAUCUAAUAAUACAUUAUUAAAUAAAAGUGGUCAAAUCAAAGAAAAUAUGAAUACAAACCAAAUAACAAAUAUAUCUGCAAAUAUACAUAUGGAGAACCAUUUAUUAAAUUAUAAUCUAUUAAAUAAUACAAAUGUUAAGGAUAUAUUCAUUUCAACUAAAAUUUCAAACAGCAAAUUACCAAAUUUUGUAAAUAUGUAUGAAAUGUUAGAUAUAUAUUCAUUAUCAGGGGAAUAUAAAGAUUCCUAUUAUUUUAAUAAAUGUACUAAUCCGGAAGAUGUUAAUAGUGCCGUAACAUUAAUAUUACCUAUUCCCGAAUAUACAGAAAUAAAUAAAUCAUUAUUAGAUUUAGUUCAUAUCUUAUUUAAUGAAAAAUUUUUCAGUGAUUUACGUACAAAACAACAAUUAGGUUAUAUUGUUAAUUCUAGUCCUGGUGAAUUUGGAAAUAUUAUAUUAUACUAUUUAUUUACUAUCCAGUCAUCUCAAUAUGAUGUAAAGUAUAUUACAGAGAGAAUUCUUGAUUUUUAUGAAAAUAAAUUUAAUAUUCAUAAUAUUGAUAUAGAAUCUUUCGAAUUGGCUAGAAAGUCAAUUAUAU